Messenger RNA from Momordica charantia (bitter melon), 2388 nucleotides. Its product is annotated as Pectin lyase-like superfamily protein. The record is from RefSeq and is a predicted model, not a curated record. Gene Ontology annotation, biological process: carbohydrate metabolic process. NCBI's taxonomy places the organism in Eukaryota, Viridiplantae, Streptophyta, Magnoliopsida, Cucurbitales, Cucurbitaceae. Gene Ontology annotation, molecular function: polygalacturonase activity.
AUUACAUUACACAGACACAACACACCCUUUCUUUCUUUCUUUCUUUCUAAUCUUCCCCUGAUGGAGGGCCGUUUCAAACAAUUUUGUCGGCGAGAGACGUUAUUAAUCAUAUUCACAAAGAGGGUAAUUGCCAAUUAGUGGCAAUUAAUAUUCUUAAUGAAUUUUCCUUCUUUUGUUUUUAAUUUCAAUCCUAUUCUACCAAGCAAGGAGGAGGAGGAAGAAGAACAACCCACAAUUUCUUCCCCCAACUUCUUCUUUUCAUCUCUCUCUCUCUCUAUAAUCUCUUCUCUCUUUGUGUGCAUUUGGAAAGCUGUCAUUCCUACAUCCUAUACUGUCUCUCCUUCCUUCCCCCACAAUUUCCCUUUUCUCGCUCUGCCUCGCCUCUUUUGCUGCUGUUUGGUCUCUCUCUCUCUCGGUGUUGUGGAUUCUUCAUCUCGUUUUCUUUUCCUUUGGUCAUUGUCGUCUACCGGCUUUGACCGAUGAAGAUGCUAGUGGCAUUGCUUUUGUUGCUACAAUUGAGCAAUGCUGCGAGAAUAAUCGGUGAAGAACUCAACGGUGGACAGUGCGAUUCGAAACCGACAUUAGAUCCAAGACCACACAGUGUGUCUAUUUUGGAGUUUGGUGCUGUUGGAGAUGGCAAAACUCUCAACACCAUUGCCUUCCAAAAUGCCAUUUUCUAUCUCAAAUCCUUUGCUGAUAAGGGUGGAGCUCAGCUUUAUGUUCCACCGGGAAAAUGGCUCACUGGAAGCAUUAAUCUUACCAGCCACCUUACUCUCUUCUUGGAAAAAGGUGCUGUGAUUCUUGGCUCUCAGGAUCCGUCCCAUUGGGAACUUGUUGACCCCUUACCUUCAUACGGUAGAGGCAUUGAAGUUCCAGGGAAACGAUACAGGAGCUUGAUAAAUGGGUACAAUUUGCAAGAUGUGGUAAUAACAGGUGAUGAUGGGGUCGUUGAUGGACAGGGCUCAGUUUGGUGGGAUUGGUACAGCUCUCAUUCCUUAAAUUACAGCCGCCCGCACCUUGUGGAAUUUGAGGAUUCUAAAUAUGUGGUUGUUUCAAACCUUACUUUCUUGAACACUCCUGCAUAUAACAUCCAUCCAGUCUACUGUAGUGAUGUCUAUGUUUACAAUAUCUCUGUCUCUGCACCUCCUGAAUCUCCUUACACAGUUGGAAUUGUUCCAGAUUCUUCUGAUCAUGUAUGCAUAGAGGGCUGCAACAUUGCCACAGGAUAUGAUGCCAUUGCCUUGAAGAGUGGUUGGGAUCAGUAUGGUAUUGCCUAUGGCAGACCAUCUAGAAACAUACACAUCAGAAGGGUCCACCUUCAGUCAUCUUCAGGUUCUUCCAUUGCCUUUGGUAGUGAGAUGUCUGGUGGGAUCUCUAGUGUUCUUGUGGAGCAUGUGCACCUGUACAAUUCAUCUAGUGGCGUUCAAUUUAGAACUGCCAAGGGAAGAGGGGGUUUCAUUAAAGGAAUAGUCAUUUCAGAUGUUGAAAUGGAAAACAUAGCCACAGCAUUCAGUGCCUCGGGUCACUUCGGGUUGCAUCCGGACGAUGAGUUUGACCCUAAUGCUCUUCCAAUUGUCCAGGACAUAACCUUGCAGAAUGUGAGAGGCACAAACAUUCAAAUUGCUGGAAACUUUUCUGGGAUCCAGGAAUCUCCCUUCACUUCAAUCUAUUUAUCCAACAUUACCUUUUCAAUCAAUUCAUCUUCUUCCACUUCUUGGAUCUGUUCAGAUGUUUCUGGGUUUUCGGAUUCCGUGAUCCCACCCCCCUGUUCUGAUCUCAGUACUCCAUUUUCAAUUUCUUCCUCAGCAGCAGCCUCUUCCCUUGUCAAUUCAAGUGGAAAAACUGCUGUCUUAUGAAAAACCCUUUCCAUCCAACCCAAGCUACAAGAAUAUAUAUUUCAACCACCAUUCUAAACGAGGGAAAAAAAAAAAGAAACCAAAACUUUCAAUCAUUGCCUUCUCCAAGUCAAGCCAGAUUCUUUCAAAUAAAAAUCACAUGUCUAGAUUACUUGUUUUCUUCAUUCCCUUAGAUUUGCUUUUCUUCCGAUGUUGCGGUCUGCAGAUUUAUUUGUACAGCUUCAUUUCUUCAUUCACGUGUAAGGAAAUUUUUGGUAGUGAUUUUUACAGGUCUUUCGGUAUCGUCGGUGUUGUUUUUCUUUAAAUUAUUCCCCCUCUCUCCCUCCUUCCCCAUCUAAAGAGCUUUGUGCAUUGUAAUUUCACUGUAAAUUGUUCAUUUGUUGUGAAGGGCUGAAAGGAUAAAAACUAGUUGAUGUGAAAAGCAAUUCACGUGGAGCCAAGUGAUUGGAAUAAAGGGAUCUUGGUGACACUCUACUGCUUGUGAAAUUGUUAAGUAAUUUAAGCUGGGUGUUUUUUUUUUCCAUUUCAAGUA